Molecule: messenger RNA, 2088 nt
Organism: Wyeomyia smithii (pitcher-plant mosquito)
Lineage: Eukaryota; Metazoa; Arthropoda; Insecta; Diptera; Culicidae
Gene: Dip-B
Product: putative aminopeptidase W07G4.4
Exons: 4
Coding region: 401-1951 (516 amino acids)
Biological process (GO): proteolysis
Cellular component (GO): cytoplasm
Molecular function (GO): metalloaminopeptidase activity; manganese ion binding
Source: RefSeq, a predicted model, not a curated record
GUUAGUGUCGGUCGAAAUCGCAAAGCGUCACACAACAGAGUGCACAAGCAUUGUCUUCAGUAUAGCAGUCGUUCUAGACUAUGGGAGUUAAAGGUUUAUUUUGAGAGGUAUUUUAAUACAAUCUACGCUCAUACAGUAAACAUUGUCCAAUCAAACUGCAGCUUUACGACUUUGUCACUGCGAGACCGCCGUAUCCGAGUGUUUUUGCCAGCACAUGUGUAUUUUCCUUGAAAGAAGAAAAUAAAAAUACUGUUCGGCGAAGUGCUGAUCUGGCCGAAAUACAACGCCAGGGCAAGAAUACGUUGGAUUAGAGCAAAAGACGGAGGGUCUAUUAGAAGUUGUGUAGCUGUACUUUACUUGAGGCUUUGGCAGCACUUAUUGGCAUAGUUUGAAUUUCACAAUGAACGGGAGAUUCCUGCCUUGCAAGGCGGUGUUACCAGUGACGUCACUUAACCGCAGUUUCCUCAAGGACAACAACUACGAUACGGUUUGUGUGAUCGAUGGUUCGCAGGUUCCGGAAGAAUUACAACCAUGUUUCGCUGUUUGCAAAGAUGUUGAUGCGGCCUUCGAUAACGAGGUUUGUUGCUUCAAGUCGAAUGUUCUCGAUUGUCGCAUAGUUUAUGCUCCAAUUGGAAAAUUGACCGAUUUUGAUGAUGUUCGUCGAUAUGCAGAGGCGGCUGGUCGUGCCUUCGCUAGAGCAAUCAAAGCUGGCGCCAAGCAACCAUUGCUACUAAUUCCGAGCAGUAAAGAUUUUGUAGAAGCUGACUUGGUUGCGGUACUCGGAGCUCUAGCCGAAUUAUAUGUCCCUUUGCAGCUGCGAGAGGACGUUCCAAGUAAAACGUAUCGAUUCGAGCAGAUUGGAUUCUACUGCUCGGAAAACAACAAAUUGACAUCUAUUUUGAAGGAAGCUGCCGCUCUGGAGGCUGGUCGUUUUGUUGCCCGUGAUAUCGGUGGUGGUGAUCCGGAACGUAUGUCUCCUCCAAAAGUGGAGCAGUACCUGGAAAACGGUGUAUUCGAUAGCAAUGUCAUAUUUCGUUCAGUAGUGUCCAACGAAACAAUUUUGUUGAGAGAUUAUCCAUUAUUCGCUGCUGUUAAUCGAGCUGCAGCAUCCGUUCCGCGUCAUCAGGGACGAUUGAUAUUUUUAGAGUAUAAAUCUAACAGCCCACCUAAGAAGACAUUGAUCUUGGUGGGAAAGGGUGUAACGUACGAUACCGGCGGUGCAGAUAUUAAGGCUGGCGGAGUUAUGGCUGGAAUGAGCCGUGACAAAUGCGGAGCGGCUGCUGUCGCGGGGUUCAUGAAAGUUGUUGAGCAGAUGCAACCCCAAGGAGUGCACGUGAUCGGUGUGCUAUGCAUGGUUCGUAAUUCGAUAGGAGAAGAGUGUUACGUUUCGGAUGAGAUUAUAACAUCAAGAGCUGGCGUACGUGUGCGUGUCGGAAAUACCGAUGCCGAAGGACGUAUGGCUAUGGCUGACGCUUUAUGUCAAAUGAAGGAGCGUGUUAUUGCUGAAAAUAUGCCAAAUGCUCAUUUAUUCACGAUUGCCACACUUACUGGGCACGCGGUGUUGGCUGUCGGAAACCACUCUAUUGUAAUGGAUAAUGGUCCAGCUAGGGCCACUGGCCAUGGUCAACGCCUACAAGAAGAGGGCGAAAAGAUAGGUGAUCCUUUUGAGAUAUCCAUUCUCAGAAAGGAAGACUUUGAUUUUCACGCCGGUGAAUGUUAUGGAGAGGACGUUUUACAGGCUAACAAUUUACCUUCCAGCAAAACAGUUCGUGGCCAUCAGAGUCCUGCUGCGUUUAUUAUGCUUGCUACUGGCUUAGACAAGCAUGGGCUUAAAUCGGAAUGUCCGCUCAAGUAUUCGCAUCUUGAUAUUGCUGGUAGCUCAGGCAAUCUACCGGAUCCUCCAACUGGCUCUCCGAUUUUGGCACUGGCAAGAACGCAUUUGCAUAUAUAACUCUUCGAAAUAUCGUAUAAGCAAGUAUACGUGGUGUACUUUUAAAACCAUUCGAGCUUUAUUGCAUUGCAAAUCCAACAUCACAACGGUACUUAUGUAGACGAAAAAUACAACACAGAAAGUUUCCAAAACACGAA